CCGGAAUCAAAAAGAUAUCCUUCUCGAUUCCGUUGCGUGUAAAGAGUCAAACCUUUGAAAUUGCGACGAUAAUCAGAGAAAGAGAAGAGCUACAGUGACAGAAAUGGGUCAUGCAAGCUCUAAAGGUCUUCCAGAUGCAAGCGAGGAAGACUCCUCCCGCCUUUCUCGGUUGAAGCAGAAGCUUCACAUCAAUCGUAACCACCACCAUCGCCAACGUCUCCGUCGCAUUUUCCGUCGUUCUCAUGGAAACAGUUCAGGCUCUAGUGGUUCUUGUCUCAAACUCGUUUCUGCUGAGGAUUUCGCUGGAAUCGCGCUUCUUACUCUCGUUAGCGCGGAGAUGAAAUUUAAAGACAAGUGGCUUGCUUGUGUUUCUCUUGGAGAGCAGACUUACCGUACAGAGAUUUCUGAUCAGACAGAGAAACCUGUUUGGAACUCGGAGAAGAAACUUCUUUUGGAAAGAAAUGGGCCUCAUGUUGCUAGGAUAUCCGUAUUUGAGACCAAUAGAAUAUCAAAGAACAAUAUUGUUGGCUAUUGUGAAAUUGACUUGCUAGAGUUUUUAACACAGGAUUCAGAUUCUGACUUUGAGGUCUUUGAACUCUUUGACCCUUCCUCAUCUGAUAUAGUUGUUGGCAAAAUUUCCCUUUCAUGCUCUGUUGAGGAUCCAAUUGAAACAGAGAAAAGCUUUGCAAGACGCCUCUUGUCAAUUGUGGAUUACAAUCAAGAUGGGCGGCUUUCAUUCUCCGAAUUCUCUGACUUAAUUAAGGCUUUUGGCAAUCAAGUGGCAGCUAACAAGAAAGAGGAGCUUUUUAAAGCUGCUGACAAGAACGGGGACGGUUUUGUGAGCAUGGAUGAGUUGGCAGACCUUCUUGCUAUUCAACAAGAAAAAGAGCCUCUUAUUAAUUGUUGCCCUGUUUGUGGUGAGAUUCUUGGAGUUUCUGAUAGGCUGAACACUGUGGUACAUUUGAGCCUCUGUUUUGAUGAAGGGACUGGAAACGAAGCUAUGACAGGAGGAUUUCUGACUGAUAAGGAAGCUUCAUAUGGGUGGAUGUUUAAACUGAGUGAGUGGGCACACUUUUCUUCAUAUGAUGUUGGUUUGAACUUUGGGUCCAGUGCUUCACAUAUUCUGGUAUUUGAUCGAAAGACAAAGAGGCUAGUGGAGGAGUUAAUUGAUGGGAAGAUUGUGAUGUCAAUGAGAGCACUUUACCAAUCAAAGAUAGGACUUUGCCUUAUGGAUUCAGGGGCUAAAGAAAUCCUGUAUAAAAUUUCUGAGAAGCAGGGAAGGAAAAUGAACUCUGCUGAAUCUGCAGAAGACAUUCCAAAAUUUGUUGAAUUUUUUAAGGAUCAGAUCAAGUUGGAUGAAGUCAAGUACCCUUUGGAACAUUUUAAGACAUUCAAUGACUUUUUCAUAAGGGAGCUAAAGCCUGGUGCAAGACCAAUUGCUUUCAUUGAACGUGAUGAUGUUGCCAUUUGUGCAGCUGAUAGCCGUCUGAUGGCAUUUAAAAAUCUAGAAGACAGUUUAAGAUUUUGGAUCAAGGGCCGGAAAUUUUCAAUUCAAGGACUUUUGGGAAAAGAAAUAUGUCCUAGCACUUUUGUCGAUGGAGCUUUGAUCAUUUUUCGAUUGGCACCUCAGGAUUAUCACCGUUUUCAUUUUCCAGUUUCUGGAAUCAUUGAUCAAUUUGUAAAUGUGCCUGGAAAUUUAUAUACAGUUAAUCCUAUUGCUGUCAAUAGUGAGUAUUGUAAUGUUUUCACGGAGAACAAGAGAGUUAUAUCAAUCAUUUCGACUGCAGAAUUUGGAAAGGUGGCAUUUGUAGCAAUUGGAGCAACUAUGGUUGGCAGCAUCACAUUUCUGAAAAAGGAGGGUGACUAUGUCAAUAAAGGAGAUGAGUUCGGAUAUUUCUCAUUCGGUGGAAGCACAGUGAUUUGUGUCUUUGAAAAGGAUUCAAUUCUGAUAGACGAAGAUCUCCUUGCCAAUAGUGCUCGAUCACUUGAGACCUUAGUUUCUGUCGGAAUGAAGUUGGGUGUUGCUACAAGGAAACAAUCUGAAAUUGAUUUGCCCAACUUGGAAAAUUGUGUGCUAGAAGCUUGAGAGAGCUCAAACAUUUCACAUGAUUUGGUUCCAUGUGUUGUGGAGUUCCACGCAAAUGUCAAAUAUGCAAAGGUAUUAGUGCUCAUUAGUUUCUUCUGUUACUUUAAAGGAUUAGUUCCAUGGCUAUCUUAAUACAAAACUUUGGUGAUUGUAUUAGCUGGAGAAACUUAUUCAACUAUGGAUUUUGAUUUGUUUUUCAAAUAAAAAGCAUAGAAGUUUAAGUUUUGAAAUUUAAA
Jatropha curcas is the source of this 2322-nucleotide messenger RNA. Its product is annotated as phosphatidylserine decarboxylase proenzyme 2. Gene Ontology annotation, molecular function: phosphatidylserine decarboxylase activity; calcium ion binding. Gene Ontology annotation, biological process: phospholipid biosynthetic process. Lineage: Eukaryota; Viridiplantae; Streptophyta; Magnoliopsida; Malpighiales; Euphorbiaceae. The record is from RefSeq and is a predicted model, not a curated record.